AUGGACGCCCAGCGACCCUCCAAGGUCAUGGCCUUUGCCUGCGGCAUGUUCUCUGCCUUCGGUGGCUUCCUCUUCGGCUAUGACACCGGCUACAUCUCUGGCUUGAAGGCGAUGCCGUAUUUCCUCACUCAGUACGGUGAUCUUCAGCCCAACGGCGAGUACAAGCUCAGCACCUCGACCGACUCGCUCAUUACCUCGAUCCUGUCCGCCGGUACUUUCUUCGGCGCCAUCUGCUCCGGCUUCGUCGGCAACAAGCUCGGUCGCCGCGUCGGCAUCUGGUGCUACCUCGUCCUGUUCUGCGCCGGUGUUGCCAUGCAAACGGCGGCGACCGACGUCCCGCUCUUCACGGUCGGCCGUGUCUUUGCCGGUCUCGGCGUUGGCGGUGUCUCGUGCCUCGUCCCCAUCUACCAGUCCGAGUGCGCGCCCAAAGCGUGGCGCGGCUUCAUCGUCAGCGCCUACCAAUGGUUCAUCACGAUUGGUCUCCUGAUCGCUGCCAUCGUCGUCGAGCGCACCAAGGACCGCCCUGACGCAUCGUGCUGGCAAAUUCCCAUUGGUAUCCAGUUCGUCUGGGCCGCCAUCCUCGGCGGUGGGCUGCUCUUCCUUCCCGAGUCGCCCCGUUGGCUCCUCGUCACUGGUCGCGACGAGCGCGCUCGUCACUCUCUCGCCCGCCUCUUCCGCCUCCCCGAGAACUCGCCCUACGUCGCCGAGGAGUACGCCAACAUCGCCGCCAACGUUCACCACGAGUCGACCCUCGGCAAGGUGUCGUACAGCCGGCUGCUCUUCAAGUCGGACGAGCAGCGCCUUCCUCUUCGCGUCUGGACCGGCUGCGCCCUCCAGGCCCUCCAGCAGCUCUCCGGCAUCAACUUCAUCUUCUACUACGGCACGACCUUCUUCCAGAACUCGGGCAUCAGCAACCCUUUCCUCAUCACGAUCGCGACGAACGUCGUCAACGUCGGCGCCACGGUUCCCGGCAUGUUCAUGGUCGACAAGCUCGGCCGUCGUUGGACCAUGAUCUCGGGCGCCAUCGGGAUGAGCGUCUGCCAAAUGAUCGUGGCUAUCACUGGAACCGUCAUUGGCGACGGCGACCCUGCUGGCCAGAAGGUUCUCGUUGCCUUCGUCUGUAUCUACAUUGCAUUCUUCGCGGCCAUCUGGGGCCCGUACGCCUGGGUCAUCACCGGCGAGAUCGUGCCCAACCGCGUUCGCGGCCAGGCCGUCUCGCUCACGACGGGCACGCAGUGGCUCUUCAACUUCGCCAUCGGUUACUCGACGCCCUACCUCGUGGACGAGGGUCCCGGUCGUGCCGGCCUCGGCGCCAAGGUCUUCUUCAUUUGGGGAGGAUGCUGCGUCAUUGCGACCGCCUUUGCCUUCUUCUUCAUCCCCGAGACCAAGGGCCUCUCGCUCGAGCAGGUCGACCUCCUCUACCGGAAUUCGUCGAUCAUCAAGUCCAACUCGUACCGCAAGCGCAUCAUGGCCGAGAACCUCCAGGACGAGACCCAGGAGGGCUACUACGCCGCCGCGCAGGACAAGAACGCCGGCCAGUUCGGCCACGCCGAGCACGCCGCCAAGCGCGACUUUGACUCGGACGGCCUCGUCGAGAAGCGCUCGGUCUGAGCGUCGUCGCUCGUCGCGACGACUCGGUGCCGUCGAGCGUGUGGGUGCGGCGCGAAGAGGCGCAAGGAGGCGGCUGUACUGUCUCGUUCCCGUCCAGAUUCCCUUUCCCGAGCCUGCAAAGACUGUGUUUCCUAGCCUC
This is a messenger RNA of Rhodotorula graminis WP1, 1750 nucleotides long. RefSeq lists its product as uncharacterized. Gene Ontology annotation, cellular component: membrane. Gene Ontology annotation, biological process: transmembrane transport; carbohydrate transport. Gene Ontology annotation, molecular function: carbohydrate:proton symporter activity. NCBI's taxonomy places the organism in Eukaryota, Fungi, Basidiomycota, Microbotryomycetes, Sporidiobolales, Sporidiobolaceae. The record is from RefSeq and is a predicted model, not a curated record. The transcript has 16 exons. Bases 1 to 1611 code for a protein of 536 amino acids.